AUGCAAAAGAAAACUUCUUUUAAGUCAAUUAUUUUUUGGUUUAAAAAUUUAUUUAAAGGAAAAAAGAAAAAAGAAGAAGAAAAAAAUAUUUUAAAUAAAUUUAAUAAAUUUGGGUGUUUUGAAUUUAAAUGGCUGGGAAAAUUAAAAAAGAAUUUGUUGGGGAAGAAAAAAAUAAGAAAAUUGGGGAAAAAAGGAAGAGGAAGGGUUAAAAGAUUUGUUGAAAAUAAGGAGGAAUAUUUUAAUGAAUUAAUUAGACAAAGACGGGACAAUGGAAGAAAAUAUGAAAGAAGCAACAGUAGUAGUGAAGAAGAAGAGGAGGAAGUGGAGGUUGAAGUAGAAGAAGAGGAAGAUGAAGGGGAAGAGGAGGAAGAAGAGGAGGAAGAAGAGGAGGAGGAAGAAAAUAGUCAUCAAAACGAAGCGGAUAUGGAAGUCGAAAAUGAAUAUUUUAGUGAAAAAAGGAUUAAAAAGAAGAAAAAUAAAUAUGGAAAUGAGUAUCAGAGAUAUGAAACAACCCGAAGAAAAACUUAUAAAAGAAAUAGUAGUGAAUACAAUAAAAAGAAUGGAAGGUUUAAAUAA
This is a messenger RNA of Meloidogyne enterolobii, 576 nucleotides long. The record is from the annotation of a GenBank genome assembly. Lineage: Eukaryota; Metazoa; Nematoda; Chromadorea; Rhabditida; Meloidogynidae.